UUGAUUACCGUGAUGUUCCUGCUGCUAUAAAUUGCUGUCAGCAGUGCUUCACCAGGCUCAGCUCUAGUAGAGCAAGAGAGAGAGGAUUUUUACCUGCAACUAGCUCCCCAUCAGGCACGGGUGUGGGAGGAGCAGGAGAGGAGCCGGCAGGACAAGGCAGUGUCAGGCAUCUCGGACACAGGGCCAGCAUGGCGUCUCUGCUGGACAUCAUAGCCAGACCUUCUGCUGUCAUUUUGCAGCUCUCUGUGGUGCUUGGUGUCAUCUUCGUGCUGCUGAAGGUGGCCCAGUUCUACAAGGAGAGGAAGAAACUCAUCAAGGCUCUGGAGGCAUUCCCUGGUCCCCCGAAACACUGGCUCUAUGGCCACAAUCACCUGUUAAAUACCACUAAAAUAUUAAAUCAGAUCGUGUCAUGGGGAGAAGAAUACCCCUAUGCCUUUCCCAGAUGGCUUGGACCAGUCCUGCCUUCUCUAGUAAUCCACCAUCCUGAAUAUGCCAAAAGCAUAUUUGGCCAAACGGACAGCAAGUCUGAUGUACCCUACAAAUUCUUAGUUCCCUGGAUCGGGCAGGGUCUGCUGAACUUGGAUGGAACCAAAUGGUUCCAGCAUCGGAAGUUGCUCACACCAGCCUUUCAUUACGAUGUGCUGAAAUCUUAUGUGGCCCUGAUGUCAGAAUCGGUCAAAGUGAUGCUGGAUAAAUGGGAAAAGAAGAACACAGAGAGGAAGUCAGUGGAGCUCUUUCAAGACAUCAGCUUGAUGACGCUAGACAGCAUCAUGAAAUGCGCCUUCAGUUGUAAUACCAACUGUCAGACUCAGGGCAACUCAGACUAUUAUAUCAGAGCUGUUUAUGACCUGAGCUACCUCGUGAGCAAUAGAAUCCAGACUUUUUCUUACAAGGAUGUCUUCUAUGACUUGACUCACAAAGGCCGUGAGUUUCGGGAUGCCUGCAAGCUGGCCCACACCCACACAGAUAAGGUAAUAAAAGAAAGAAAGAUGUUGCUCUCCAGUGAGAAGGAACUUGACAAGAUCCAGAAGAAGAGACACCUGGAUUUUCUGGACAUUCUUCUUUGUACCAAGGAUGCAAAUGGAGUUGGGCUAUCCGAUGAGGACCUGCGUGCCGAGGUGGACACGUUCAUGUUUGCAGGUCAUGAUACCACGGCCAGCGGGAUCUCCUGGCUUUUCUACUGCCUGUCAUUACACCCAGAGUACCAGCAACGGUGCAGGGAGGAGAUCCAGGGGAUCUUGGGAGACCGAGAUACCAUUGAGUGGGAGGACCUUGGGAAGAUGACUUACACCACAAUGUGCAUCAAAGAGAGCUUGCGUCUAUUCCCACCGGUUCCUUCUGUGUCCCGAUACCUCUCUAAACCUGUCACAUUUCCCGAUGGACGCAGCUUGCCAGCAGGCUGCCAGGUUGGAGUGAACAUAUUUGCUAUUCACAGGAACCGGGAUGUGUGGGAGGACCCUGAGAUUUAUGAUCCCCUGAGGUUUUCUCCGGAGAACUCAGCACAGAGGCACUCCCACGCUUUCCUGCCUUUCUCCGCUGGAUCCAGGAACUGCAUCGGGCAGCAGUUCGCCAUGAAUGAGAUAAAGGUAGCGCUGGCCUUGACCCUGCUCCGCUUCGAGCUCUGCCCCAACCCGUCCAUGCCUCCCACACUGAUACAGCAGCUCAUCCUCAAGUCCAGGAAUGGGUUCCACCUGCAUUUGAAGAAGAUUCACUGAUCCCAGGGGGUACCACAGCAGGGGACAAGAGCUUUCCCAAGGACCACCCUGCACUUGCACACUGCCUGGAGGGACUUCUGUCACCCGCCUGUGUAUUUGCACCAUUGCCAGCUCCCCGCUCAGGCACGGCAGCGAACAACGCCGGCGCGGUUUGCACGGCUGUCUAAAGCCUGGCCGCUGCCCGAGCGCAACAACCCUUCCCUGCCUCCAGCCCGGGUGAGCCAGGGCAGGAGAGAUCCUCCCCGCAGCCACACUGCAUCCCCACGCACCACCCUCCACAUUAUUUCCCCUAACCUGUUCUGGGGCUGGCACCGUGCCUGCCAUUAUAGAGAUGAAGGCCAGUGGGUUUUUCUGCCCCGGCACUGAACUUCCUUGAGCUGAGGGUGCUCAGGAGUCAGCGCAGAGACAUAUCACCAGCUAACCUGGAGAAAGCACUCGCUGCACUGAAAACAACAUGUGAUCAGCCUUAUCCUCCUCGCUGAAAUGAGAAUAAAGCCUUGUGGAGCUGCUGCUCUAA
Molecule: messenger RNA, 2232 nt
Organism: Aquila chrysaetos chrysaetos
Lineage: Eukaryota; Metazoa; Chordata; Aves; Accipitriformes; Accipitridae
Product: cytochrome P450 4B1-like
Exons: 12
Coding region: 189-1715 (508 amino acids)
Molecular function (GO): monooxygenase activity; oxidoreductase activity, acting on paired donors, with incorporation or reduction of molecular oxygen; heme binding
Source: RefSeq, a predicted model, not a curated record